AUGCGCCGUGCGCGACAUAGGCUCGGGGUGCGGCGGUUCUCAGAUUGGACAAUCGCGACGUGGCGGCCGAAUACCGAGGCGGCGAGUCCUCUUCGAAGAUGCGGUACCGCCGCUGAGGGCACUGCACCUUCGGCCUCUACAACGCCCUCCUCCACGGCGCCCCCUCGCCUUCCGUCGUCGUCGUUGGCGGCCUCUCUGGCCGCACCCAAGAUCCUCUCCGAUGCUGCCGCCCUCUUCGACCACUACUUUAACGACGUGUCCACCACGCUCGACAUCGCUCCCAUCAAGCGGCCACAUGUCGUGGGUAGUCUCGUGUGCGCGUUGGAGGAGUAUCCAAUCAGCGUCAUCCUCGUGGAGCAGUGCUGCGGCACCUCUGCCGAGGCCGUGACCGAGAGUGUGCGGUGGAGGGCCAUCCAUAGCGCCCAGGGAAUGCGUGGGGUAUCGUGGAAGUCAACGAAGACGUUUCUCAUUCAUCACCUGUGCACUCCUCGGCCGAAUAUGGUCGAGCUGCUGGACGCGCUCGAUUUGACACUGCGAGUGCGGCUGCUGCGGCAGGACGACCUCGCUGCCACUGCUACUGAGGAGCAGGAGGGAACGCAUCGUGACGAGCGCGGCGGCGUCUCCGAUGCGUCGUCACGAACAACGAAGAAAUCGACUGGGCAGAGGUGGCGGUGCUCCGCUGAGCUGUACGAUACGUGGCACACACAGCCGCGCUUUACGCCUGUUGAGCCCGCAGCCGGUGGCGGCGAAGAGUCGGGGGGCGAUGAAGUGGGCGAGCUGCUGGAUGUGAUUGAGAGAGCUCUGACAAGGGUAGAGGCGAAGUUGCGGCAGCUGCACAUGCGAUACACGAGGGACAGCGUGGAGGAGGCCUGCAGGUUUGUCAAGGAAGCCGGCGGCGACUUCUGCGACACGCAGCUCACACUGCGUGGCCUGCGGGCGUGUAUGGAGAAGGACGACCAUGCGCCACACAAUGCGACUCGGCACUGCCCGUGGUGGGGCGAGGUGCGAGCACGCCGUUGCUGGUCUCUUCAGUGCAACGCGGACAUGAUCGUGAAGCAGUCAAAGGCCGUGGCGUUUCACCUCUGCCUUGCCUUCAAGCUGCACGCCAGCUGCAGCGGCGAGACCAAUGGCGAAAGUGGUGUGGCGGCCGUACUGCAGUCGUCUGAAGCACAUCGUGGGCUCGCUCAGCUUGUGGACAACAAGGCAGCGGAUGGCGUGUCCCGCCGCUACACAAACCCGGCGAGCGGCUCGGGGCUUCUACAAGACCUGUACACGGUAUCCGCCCUUUCACGCAUGCUGGCAAGUGGGCGCUUGUCCCCCGCUAAAGACUGGACGUGUGGACCGAUGGACUUGGCGGGUCACCUCGUGAGCGCGGCGGCCGUGCUUUCUCCGACGAUCGCCUACGACUGGAUUGGUGCCACUCGAGGCGGCAGCGAUUCACUUGCGCAAGAAACGCCAUGUAGGGCACAGGAGACGGUGUCCACUGCCGCGGAUGCGGGGCUGCCGGCGUGCGUGCGCUGGAGCACCUUUGUGGGACGGGCCAGCUUAGACGACUUUGUAGUCCAUCUCCGUGGAGCGAUUGGUGCGCGAGGGCGAAGCGCCGCGACAGAUAGCUGUGCUCUGCCGCCGCUGUGGCCACAGCUGGGCCUUCUUUACCCCGGCACACUCGAAGACCGAUGCGCCGCCUUGCGCGAGCUUUUACGGCACGAGCAUGGUCUACGGGGGUUGCCUCGGGUCUCCGUAGCCGUAUGCGCCACUCCGCUCUUCUCGCUCGAGUACGACGCGGAGCUCAUCGUGAAGGACAGCGAUGCCAACGCGAAGCGAGUUUCACCUGGCACGGCAUCCGAGCUCACCAGCAUUCAAAUCUUGUGUGGGGAUUGCUAUGCGGACGUCGCUGCUGCUGCGCAGGUACACACGCCAUGGGCAGCACCACUCUGCAAAGCCGCUCCAGCACCUCUGCCGGCGGCCGCCACGGUAGCCCCACGCGGCAAAGGCGAUCAGGUGGACAAGGGUUCUGUGUGCUCCGACACGGGCAAUCGAACCCACGGCGCCACCAGCCCCGCGUUUGAUGCGCCGCAGUGCAUCUCGGUGGACGUACUCUCCAUCGGCGACUCCAUGUCGGCGAUGGGGUUCACCUCUGCGACAUGGACCGCCAGCACAGCGAAGUUCGUGGCUGAGCGCGGUGCCAGCGCCGCUCCUGCUGUGUUCGAGGGCGCGAACACACUCUCCGGCUACAGGCGAAUUCUCCGCUUCUGUGCGAAACGGCCGGUGUACAGGACAGCGUACCUGCCGCGGCGCAGCACGCUACAGGAGGCGCUUCAGCGUCUUCUUAUCACCAUGGCGGCCAGCGGGUCUGACGCGGACGACGUUGUUGACCGCGGCAAGCGAAGGGGAGACGGGUGGCCGAGUGCGGACACGGAGGAAGCAGCGACUCUGCGCGAGCAGCAGACGCGAACCGGUCCUGCACACCUCGGACGCUGCGGCACACUGAUGCUCAUUUUCCCCUUCAACGCCGGGGCCGCUGCUCUGCAAUCGCAAACAAGCGCCGCUGCCAAGAAAAUGCAACAGGCUCUCUUCUCUGCCGUGCAGGAGCACUGCCGUGAUUCGGCGCCACUGUCUGCGUGGAUGCCUGCUCACACCUCAUCCACGGAGGCGACCUUCUUCCACUCCUGGCCUCUGACGGCGCAGUGGCUGGUGCCUCACGGCAGCCCACUUCAUGUGUCGCUGACGCCGGUGGUCUGCGAAGAAGCAGCGACACCGCGGCGGCGCCAUGACGAAAAAGUGGCAGAGGACUCUUCAGGACAUGGCGCCGCCCAGUAUGAUCUGCACAUCUUCACCACGGCUUCCCCGUCAGCGUCGUCUGCGCCGGUGUGUAGCGGGACGGAGCCAUGCUCGUCACCGUCGGCCACGACUGUGGUGAUGCGGCUCCCUGCCAGCGCGGCGUGGCUUUCAACGGCGCACACUGCGAUGAGGAGGGCCUUGAUGCUCUCACGCCCUGAUCUGUUUGCGUAUCCUGGUAGCCGUGUCGCCGCAUCGAGUGCGCUUGGUGGGGAGGAGGACAGCGACGACACGGCAGGUGGGCACGGGCUGCUUGUGCGCUGUGCGACCUUCACGCAGGUGGUCGAGGCACUUCUCUUCACGACCACCUUUGGUGAGCCGGACGCGUUGGACACUGAGGACUUUCUCAAGGAGCUCUUCGGCCACAACGUGUACACGAAGAAACGCGGCGCAGUGACGGAGUUGUGGCUCAUCGUCGCGUCACGCAUGUCGCCUGUACGCCUGUGCACUGUGAACAUGAAUGAGGGCUAUCUCGGCGGAUCCACAGAGAGAAAGUGGUCAACGUUGCUGCAGUACGUAAUGGACGCAUCCUGUCCCGAAGCGAGGGCGACCGUGGAAGCGAUGCGGCACCUGCGAAGGCGUGUCGCGGCGCUGGCCACCGAGAAUGACAGUGGUCGUCCGCCGCCGCAAUGCCAACUUGCGUGCGAGUGGGUCCUCAGGCCUGCGGCUGCCAGCGAAAAGGAGCCCGUGGAGUGGGCUCAGGUGUUUGUGGCAGAGCUGGUGCGCAGUUCACCUGUGCCGUCGACGUCUGCUUCUGGCCCUCGGUGGUCAAAAAUAUCCAUGAGGCGGCAACGGCGAGGGGACGCCGCGGUGCAGUCGAGCGACGGUGCAACCUCCGCGAAGGUGCCGACGAGUGUGAUGCAUCGCGAGGAAGGCCCAGACAGCUUUGGUGUCUUGUGGAGGAUGCUGCACUCACUUGCCCUGCAACCUGCGGAGACAGCCAGCCUGCCCACCACGGCGUCCGGACAAGAGAUGUCCAGUGCGCCCAUUCCUUCGCCUGGUAGGUUCAUCAAGGCUGCCCAAAGGGCACUCGCGCGGCAGCGCGGUGUCGCACGUGUGACUCACCGCUACGACAAGGGACUAGGGGGCGUUGUUGUCGAAGGGUGGGAGCGACUGCGGCAAAACGGGAGUGAGGCGCCAUGUGAAACGCCGAUAACACUCGUGGCUGAGCCGAUGCCCCUGCACUGUGUCCCCAUGCACGUGAUGCAACUUUAUCAUCGCCUUCUCGUAGAGGCGCACGAGCUUCCUCGUAUCCAGGAGGCAGUGUGGGAGCGACUGGGGGCCGAGUGCGAGAAGACCUCGACGGAGACGAUCGUGCAGUCUUUAUGCGAGACUCUGGGCUGCACGCCUGCCGACCUUCAGAGCGUGGAGGCACGGUACAUGAAAGUGUGGACGGCCCGCCUCGAGCUCCCUCUUCGCGUUUUCGGGUUCUGUACUCCCGCGACGCCGUGGCCUCCUUCAUCUCCGUCUUCUCAACACCCCUGCUGCGACGCCCCGCACGCGCUGUACGUGUACUGCCAUCGCUCCUCAAAGAGACAAGCGAUACGGAGUGUUUACACUCUCCUCUACCAAUGGACUCGCUAUCCUCAGAUGGUGGCGCCGGUCAACGGCGCACAGUUUCGCGUUACAAGCGACAAGAGUGCCGUGUGGCCCAGCUGGAGUGCCGACUCUCCCUCGUCGCCGUCGGCGCCAUUGCCGUGCCCAGCGACCACUGCCGCAGCCGAACUUAGACCGCCAAGGAUGACGGAGUCGGCAGCGUGGGCAUCGGAGGCUUGCGCCGCACCGACGGCUCUGCGUGCGCCACAGACGCUGCGCUCCGUCCUCGACGCAGCCCACGCGCGCAUGGAAACAUCUCUCGGCGCACUCUUGGGUUGCAGGGUCGGCCGCGUGACACUGCGGCUGAGUCAGACGUUUGGGCUGCAGCUGACGUACGGCGUGGGUGCGGCGGGGGUGCAGGCGGAAGUCCCCGAGAUGGACUCUGUCCAGCUCCUGCGUGAGGCGUGGGUGCCGCUUGUGUGGGCCCCAGCGCAGAUUCUGAGCGCCGAGGUGUCGGUACUGCAGCGCCUCCUCACGCACUCGACCACCACCGUGGGCGUCGGCGACACCGACGAUAUGCGAAGCGUGCUGGGAGAGCUUGUUUUUCCCAAUGACCCAGCGCAGCGCGCGGCAUUGCAGAGCGGGCGUGAUGUGCGCGCGAAGGAGUUUUGCGUCUCGUUUUUCCGCCGCUACUUUGGCUGGCGCGUGUGCGAACGCGACGACGUCGAAGACAUCUCCGUUGGUGACGAUCAUGGCACCGUCGUGAUUGUGCAGAAAGCUGAACAGACACUAUUGUCCCGUGGCGGGCCGCACUGCACUCCAAAACGAUUCGCCUCCUCGCGUCGCAGAGGCGCAGCGCCGCACGGUGAGCUCAGAAGCGCGACGGCUACUCUCCAGUUGACGCAAAUCGUGCCCGGGGGCGCGACUUCCGUCCGGCUUGGGAGGAUACUUGUUGAGGUGACGGGUGCGACCCCCCAAGCCGCCUUGGACGCCCUCUGGGAGCCGUGCACCGCACAGAUCGAAUCCGUGUUCGGCGUGUCGUGCAGUAUGCCGCCACGCGAGGCGGACGAUCAAAUUUUGCACUUUAUGCAGUCGCAGCUGGAGUAA
Molecule: messenger RNA, 5481 nt
Organism: Leishmania major strain Friedlin
Lineage: Eukaryota; Euglenozoa; Kinetoplastea; Trypanosomatida; Trypanosomatidae
Exons: 1
Coding region: 1-5481 (1826 amino acids)
Source: RefSeq, a predicted model, not a curated record